This is a messenger RNA of Leptinotarsa decemlineata (Colorado potato beetle), 717 nucleotides long. It is a transcript of the gene Cep89, whose product is annotated as Centrosomal protein 89kDa. The record is from RefSeq and is a predicted model, not a curated record. Gene Ontology annotation, cellular component: centriole; ciliary transition fiber. Gene Ontology annotation, biological process: mitochondrion organization; cilium assembly; chemical synaptic transmission. NCBI's taxonomy places the organism in Eukaryota, Metazoa, Arthropoda, Insecta, Coleoptera, Chrysomelidae.
AUGUUCUUAGGCCCCCUUCUGGACGCCUAUGAAGACACGAUCAAAGAGAAGGAAGAAAUCAUUCAGAACUACGAACGGGAAAUGUACAAGUUCACAGGAAAACUCCGGGAAAUCAUCAAGGAGAACGAAUCGCUCUUCUCAAGGCUUACCGAAGACGAAGGAUGCAGCUCGAAACUAAAAAGCGAAGUAACAAAGCUCAAAGUCGAGCUCAAGUCGACUAGAGAGCAAAACGACGUGCUUAUCAAAAAGUGUUCAAUCAAGCAGGAUAAAGUGGAGGAGAUACUGAAGGUGUACGAAGCUAAAGUGGAACAGAUGAGAAGAGAUUUUGAAGUACUACAUGGGGAGUUCAUCAAAUGCAGGGCAGAAAAUGCUGCUUUAAAAGAAAAGGCCAAGUCACUGGUGGAUUCGCAAGAAGAUUACAAGAACCAAAUGCAGAAUUUUAUACCGUUGGCUGUACAUACGUCAAGCGUAAACGAAUGCAAAAAAAAACUGGAAACGAAACAUCUGGAGCUUGAACACACUCUCAAUGAAGUUCAACUAUCUCGCAGUGCUUUGAGAAAGCAGCUCCACAAAGCUAUGGGAUUCGCCAAAGAAAUGGUUGCGGAACAGGAAACGUUACUAAGGGCAUUGAAUCAACGGCAACUGGAAAACAAAGCUGUGAGAAAACUAGGUUGCGACAUGGCGAUGAAAAUGGAUUCUUUGAAAAAUCAGUUGAAG